Drosophila sechellia is the source of this 498-nucleotide messenger RNA. It is a transcript of the gene EMC5, whose product is annotated as ER membrane protein complex subunit 5. The transcript is spliced from 3 exons. Lineage: Eukaryota; Metazoa; Arthropoda; Insecta; Diptera; Drosophilidae. The record is from RefSeq and is a predicted model, not a curated record. Gene Ontology annotation, cellular component: early endosome; Golgi apparatus; EMC complex. The coding region runs from base 92 to 421 and encodes 109 amino acids.
UAGGUGUGCCCGCAUAUUGAUAGCAAUUUAGCAAAAUUUUGUAGAAAAUUGUACCGACUGUGAUUGUAAUUCGUAAUUGUUCAAUAAAAAAAUGGACAGUAAACUGUUUAACAAACUCUUGCUGAUUGCCGGAUUUGCCAGCCUGGCACACGCUGCUUUUUCUGCUGCCCAUCAUCGCACCUAUUUGAGGCUGACAGAGCAGGAAUGGAAUAGCCUUCCAUUGGACAUUAUCCUGCAGACCGUCAUCAGUUUGGUGAUUGUGAUUUACAACAUCAUCGAGAUCGUUGGCAACUUCAAGGAGAUCCGCGCCACAGUGGACAUGCAACAGAAAACUUGGGACACCUUGGGCAACUUCCCCUCGUUCUACUCCUUCAAUCACCGUGGUCGUGCCUUGAAUCCUGGCUAUACGCCCCCGGAAUAAGAGGCCUUUCUUUUAAGUUCUGCUAUCCAUUUAUUUAUAGUCUCAGCAAGUUACAAUAUAGAUAACGCUAAAGAUCA